AUGAAUAAUAACCUGCGGGAUGAUAGUAUUGCUGCGGCCUUAUUGGAAGAAAAUGAAUCUUUGUCGGAUGAUGAAAUCUUUCUGCCUUCUAGUGAUGACGAAUCGGAUCAUAUCAGCGAAGCUUCUGAAGUUCCAAGUGAUACGGACGUGGAAGAUGCCGAAAUAAACAUUGAACCACAUUCAGAUGAUACGACAUCAACACUUCAACCAUUUUAUCUAGGAAAAGAUGGAAGAACAAAGUGGUAUAAAUCGCCACCGCGAACCAAUGUUCGAACAAGGGCCGAAAAUCUUAUUACUCAUUUGCCUGGAUGUAAAUAUGCAGCUCGACAUAAAAAAACUCACCAAGAAUGCUUCGAGACCUUUUUCACUGAUGAAAUCGUUGACAUUGUUUUGAAGAAUACGAACCAGAAGAUUUCUUUGAGAAUGGAGAACUCUACGUCUAAUUCAACAUACGGGGAAACUGACAAAGCUGAGAUAAAAGCCGUUUUUGGGCUGUUGUUCUUGGCAGGGUUGUUUAGAUCUGGUCGGCAAAGUCUUAUAGACUUAUGGAGUAAUGACGGCACAGGAAUUGAAGUAUUUAGAAAUACUAUGACGAGGCAAAGAUUUUCGUUUUUGAUAAAUAGCUUGAGAUUUGAUGAUUCAUCAACUCGUACAGCUAGAGUGGCUGACGAUCGCUUGGCUCCAAUUCGAGAUAUUUUUGAAAUAUUCGUCAAAAACUGUCAGAAUGCCUAUACACCGUAUGAAUACUUGACCAUAGAUGAAGAACUCGUGGCAUUUAGAGGAAGAUGUAGCUUUCGUCAGUACAUACCAUCCAAGCCAGCUAAGUAUGGGUUGAAAAUUUACGCGUUAGUGGAUGCUAAAACAUUUUACACAAUGAACUUGGAAAUUUAUUGUGGAAAACAGCCUGACAACAGUCCUUAUACAGUGGAUCCAGAAAGCGGAGACCAAAGAAAACCGUCUAUCAUCACAUUUUACAACUCGACAAAAAGUGGAGUUGAUGUAGUUGAUAAACUUGCGAGAACAUACGAUGUCUCCCGCAACUGUAAGCGCUGGCCUCUUACCGUAUUCUUUUCCAUGUUGAACCAUGCUGGUAUAAAUGGUUUUAUUGUGUUUAUGCUGAAUAAUGGCAUUGAAAGGAACAAAACCAAUCUAAGGAAGAACUUUAUCAAGCGAUUGGGACUUUCUUUAAUCGAAGAGCACCUCAGGAAAAGAAAGGAUAAUCCACAUAUACCACGAGAAAUAAGAAGACGUGUGUGUGAAAUGCUGAAUGAAGAAGCUCCAGCACCACCACAAAAGCAACCAAGAAGGUCUCAGCGAUGUUCUUUCUGUCCAAGAAACAAAGAUAGGAAGACUCUGAACGGAUGUUUCAAAUGUAAUGUCGCGAUAUGCAAGGAACAUGCGAAUUUGAUGUGUCAAAAUUGUACUGAUUUACAUGACGAAUGA
Danaus chrysippus (African queen) is the source of this 1443-nucleotide messenger RNA. The record is from the annotation of a GenBank genome assembly. Lineage: Eukaryota; Metazoa; Arthropoda; Insecta; Lepidoptera; Nymphalidae.